This is a messenger RNA of Cyprinodon tularosa, 2399 nucleotides long. RefSeq names its product innate immunity activator b (gene inavab). Gene Ontology annotation, biological process: positive regulation of protein ubiquitination; adherens junction maintenance. The transcript is spliced from 11 exons. The record is from RefSeq and is a predicted model, not a curated record. Bases 172 to 2025 code for a protein of 617 amino acids. Lineage: Eukaryota; Metazoa; Chordata; Actinopteri; Cyprinodontiformes; Cyprinodontidae.
GGAGCGGCGCUGUCUCAGCGGGCGAGUUAUUCAUUCCUGUCCAAACUCCGCUCCGCUCACAUUUUUUCUUUAUUCAACUCAGAGAUUCUCAGGAGGAUAAUUUUACUUCUUUGAUUUUUGUCGGUUCUACUUCAAUUGCUGAGACAUGGUGUGGCGGUUAAUCUGAAAACCAUGAACAGAAGUCGAUCUACUGACAUGGAGGUCACUGGAGAAAUCAGCGACACUGACAGUGGCAUCAUCCUUCACUCAGGCUCAGACAGCCCGACUACGAAUGCAAAGGAUGUGACGACACACACACGGGCCAUGAAGCUGAAGCACCAGGCGCUCCAAGGCCGGCUGGAGAUCUGCUUACAGGAGCUGAAGAAGCUCUGUAUCCAAGAAGCUGAGCUGACAGGUCAGCUGCCUAAAGAUUACCCUCUGCUACCAGGAGAGAAGCCUCCACAGGUUCGCCGACGCAUCGGAGCAGCCUUUAAACUGGACGAGGAAAACAUCCCUCAGGGAUCAGAGGACUCAGAGCUCAGUUUAGUGGAUGGCAAGUUGGCUCUCCAGCAGAAGAUUUACGAAGCCGCCCGCAAGGUCUGCGAAGAAGAUCACCUGAGCAGGGCAGUCAGGAAGAGUCGGAUUCUGCAGUGCAAAGCCGAGGAAAAGAAACUGAAGAAGCUACAAGAAUCUGCCUUUCAGCUGCGGCUGCGGCUGGAGCGUGGCCGCUCAUCGCCCCUCCCUGCUUUUAAUGUUCCGCAACAAGACCUUGGCGCAUCUGACAGCUCGUUAUCUGAUUCUGUGGUGCAAGAUGAAGAAGUUACCAGCCAGUCCUCUCAGCCGUCCUCUGGGCUUCCUCAUCCAGUGGAAACAGAUCCUCCUCAACCUCACGUCAUGUCUGCACAUUCCUCCAUCGACGGCUCCUACACGUCUCCAUCUGUGGCCCUGCAGUCCCUGCCGUCUAACCUCUGUCAGUCUCCCUGUCCCAGCGUCGACUCCAAGUCAAGUUUUACCUCCAGCCCAGCCUACGACCUUCCUCCCAUCCAGCACUCCCCCUGGACUGAGUCUAGUCUUGACCAGCCUUACCAGAAGAGCAAGAAGUCGCGUUCCUCCAGCACAAAGAGCAGUCCAGCCAAAUCUGAAGUGUUGCCACCGUUGGAGGCUUGCUUACCGCAGCAACUCUCCCAUAUGAGACUGAGCCGCGCCCAGUCCAACAGCACCCCCUCCACACCAGAGAUGCGUGUGCACAGACAGCUCUCCCUCAGGGUUUCCAAUCCAGAAUCCCCGUUAUUUAAGGACCGUGGUCGUAGCAGAGGCCCCAGGCGCCGCCUGACUGAAUACCAGAUCACUCUACCAGAAACUCAUUCUCCCACCAUGAGCCACAGCAGCCUGGCGAGUUCCGAGGACAGCAACUCUGAACGCUCCUUCUCUAUUCACAGCAACUCCCCGAGCCGCGAGUUCCCCUCUCCCUCACACAGGCAGUAUCAGCCGACAGCCCCCUUCUACAGCUCUGACCGCAGCUAUGGACCUCAAGCCCCCCCACCCGCUAACUUUCCCCGUAACCACAGGCCCAUGAGGAGCCCUGUGGUUCAGAGACUCUACUAUGGUGAAGAAAUGUUCUGCCACCCUGACAUGGAGCUAGCCAGGUUCCAUGACUCACAACAGAUGCCCCCCAGCCCCCACAGAUAUGACUGUUACUAUAGAGACGCUGCUGUACCCCACCAGAGAGCCACGAGGCCUUUACCUUCUGACAUCAGGCUCACCCCUCCAGCACAGAUGGACAGCUUACACUACCGCUCCAACGGCCUCCCCCGGCAGGUGGUGAAUGAGCAGCUGAAGUCCUGGCACCGCCGCAGUCAGUUCAAGACGCCACGGUCGCGCUCUCUGGACAGACAGGGAGCGGUGAGGCUGAAAAACGGGCCAGGCCGAGAGCCAGCCUGCUACCCCAACCAAGUUAUCCAAAGAGGAGCCCAUCAGAGAGACGCGGGGGAAGCUCCAGAGCACUGGCUGAUUGAUGACGGCUCUCACUAUAUGAGUCAAGUGUAGAAUUUAAACCAAUUCAUCCACAUACUGCAGUUUUAAUAAGUUGAACUAAAAUACUGUCGUCUGAAAAAUCACUUUUAUUAAGGCAUAUUUUUGUUCACCUGCAUUUGAGCAUGAAAUAUAAGACUGAUAUGUAGAACCUCUUCCCCACAGAAACGAGCAGAAGGUCAUGAUUUCCCCUUGCAAAGAUGGAUUAUGCUGCUGAUGUUUAGAUUUAGCGUAACUUUAAGGUUUUAUCUUUUCUACUUAACGUUCCCAAAUUAAGGGAACGGACUCUCUUUGCUGCUGCUUGUCCUGUUCAGUCAGAAAAGAUGAAAUGUUGGGCAGACAACAGGACCUCCACCAAAAUCACUGUUUGUUGAUUCUCAACAAAGCUG